CUCGGUAGUUUGCUGGGACAGACCCAACAGAGCCCGGGUUGGUCUCAAGGAACCAGCACAUAGUUUAUCUCUGAGUGGUUUAUUUUCCUCUUCUUCUUUAGUUGUUUUCCCUGAACGCGGCGUGUUUUAGCGCCGGACCGCCGUCAUGUUCCUGCGGGGGUCUAAAAAGCGGCGGUCCAAUCGCUCGCAGGAGGAAGAGGACCCAGACAGAGGCCAGCCCUGCAUGCGCUGUGGAGACCAGUGCCCCGGCUUCCGCGUUCAUGGCUGGAGGAAGAUCUGCGUGCACUGCAAGUGUGUGCGAGAGGAGCAUGCCGUGCGCUCGGUGCCGGGGCAGCUGGAAAAGAUGAUGACCAAGCUGGUUUCGGACUUCCAGAGACACUCCAUCUCCGACGACGACUCGGGCUGCGCCUCCGAGGAGUACGCCUGGGUCCCGCCGGGCCUCAAGCCCGAACAGGUGUAUCAGUAUUUCAGCUGCUUACCAGAAGACAGAGUGCCUUAUGUGAACAGUCCAGGAGAAAGAUACCGAAUCAAACAGCUGCUGCACCAACUUCCAGCCCACGACAGCGAGCCUCAGUACUGUAACGCUCUGGAUGAUGAAGAGAAAAAGGAGCUGCGUCUGUUCAGCCAACAGAGGAAAAGAGAGAACUUGGGCAGGGGAGUGGUCCGGCUCUUCCCUGUCACCAUGACCGGAGCCAUCUGCCAGCAGUGCGGCAGACAGAUCUGCGGCGGAGAUAUAGCGGUGUUCGCCAGCCGCGCAGGUCAGGGCAGCAGCUGGCACCCUCAGUGUUUCCAGUGUGCCUCCUGCAGCGAGCUGCUGGUGGACCUCAUCUACUUCUACCAGGACGGACAGAUCUACUGCGGGCGGCACCACGCUGAGCGGCUGAAGCCGCGCUGCCAGGCCUGCGAUGAGAUUAUUCUCGCGGAUGAAUGUACGGAGGCGGAAGGACGAUACUGGCACAUGAAGCACUUCUGCUGCUUCGAGUGCGAGGCUGCGCUGGGCGGCCAGCGCUACAUCAUGAGGGAGAGUCGGCCGUACUGCUGCUGCUGCUACGAGUCGCUGUACGCAGAGUACUGCGACACCUGCGGAGAACACAUAGGCAUUGACCAGGGCCAGAUGACAUACGAGGGCCAGCACUGGCACGCCGUGGAGUCCUGUUUCUGCUGCGCCCGCUGUCGGCUCCCUCUGCUGGGGCGUCCCUUCCUGCCCCGCGCCGGGCUCAUAUACUGCUCCCGGCCGUGCUCGCUGGGCGAGGACCCCAACAACUCGGACUCGUGCGACUCGGCGCUGCACAGCCGGCCGCCUCACCCGGGCAGGCGGGGAGGGACGUCCGAGAAGCACCACCAGCUGCAGCAGUGCGGUUCCCCUCUGCAGCCACUAGAGGGCAUCAAACCCAUCACAGCGCCUGCAAAAGACUGCAUCCACACUGCAGUGGAAACCAGAGGUGUCCGCUGCACCGCUCCCGUUCAGAAUGGACUCGGUUCGCCCGGAGGGCCGUCCCAUCCCAGAGGCUCCUACUCACCUCUGCCACACAUCCAUUUAGGAAACGGCUUGGGCCCGUCGUGGCCCAGCGAUGUUCCGCAUUACGCUUUACUACCCGGGGACGGCGGCGUCAAACCUCCCGCUGGAGGCCUGCAGCUAAAUGGACUGACUAAUUCAAGAAAAACCUCAGCGAAUAAAGACUGCAGGAACUGGGUGGAAAAGACGAAUCAAGUUAUGCAAGCGUUUCCUCCUCAGACAAACUCACACAUACACCAGCGGGUUUCUCCCGACUCGCCCCCCGUCCCACCCCCCCUCCCCGUUAAGUCCCGGGACUUGACGCCCGGGGAGGCGCCGCCUGCGAGCCUCCCUCAGCAGGAGAUCAGACCCCCGGACUCUCCGCCGCCGCUGACUCGCAGCAGCACGGCCAGAGUCAGCUUCAGGGAGCCAAUCAGCAGCAGCUACUCGGUGGAGGAGGACGAGGACGAAGACGGCAACGAGGAGGAGCCGAACGAAGGCGAGGAGAACGAGCCGGAGGAGGAGGAACAGCAGGGGGGCUUCGGGAGCAGGUUGCAUCUACGGAAAGGCAUCCCGCCACAGAUGGAUCUGCUCGACGGUUCUUCAUACCAGCAGCGCCACCCGAGGCGAGGGUGGAGUCGAUCCCGCGCCCCGUCGGACCCCGCCCUGCACCCGGGGCCAGAGAGGCGCUCCCGGCGCUCGCGGCCCGAGCGGCCUCAGCUGGACACUCUGGACUGGAGGGAGAGCCUGGGCUCCUCCAGCAGCUCCGCCCUCACCCUCCAGCCGGGCCACUGCAAACACGAGGACUCCUGCUCCACCUGCUCCUCCUCGUCAGACUCGGAGGAGGAGGGCUUCUUCCUCGGGCAGCCCAUUCCUCUUCCGCCGCACCUGCGGAAGCAGCAGCCGGAGCAGGGAGACCGGAAGGAGGAGGACGGCAAGGAGAGAGACAAGGGGCUGAGGGGCAGCUUCAGGCGGAGGAGAGCGCACAGUCUGGGGGCAAAGGACAAAGAUAAAAACUGUGCCAUAUCGUAGCCCCUCCACGGAUCGCAGCACAAGCACACUGCGUGUUGUUUCACUAAAUGACGGGGCACAAGAGGGACUGACAGCCGUCAUUACUCUGGUGUUUAUCGGGUUUACGACGGUGACCGAGUGCUUGAUCCAAAGGUGAACCACAGCUCAGCAAAGGGAAGCGCAGUAAACCUCCCAGGAGCCACCCGCCCGGUGUUUAUGCUGUUGACUCCACAUUGUUCCGCUUCGAGGUGCUGCGGCGUGGAAAAUAAGUACUGGGCGCAUGAAUCAUGUUUGAAUGUAGAGCGAUUGUUUGUGAUGAGGACUGAGACGUGCUGCAGUCAGCCUGAACGCCGAGGACUCUGCGGUGGAGCGUCACUGGUGUCAAACCUCCGGCCUCAGCAGGGACCCAGGAGCCAUUUUAAGACACUUUGUCAUUACAACUCUAAUGCAAACACACUCGGUCCUCCACCAGCACCACUGACAUGUCUGGACUUGGUCUGGAUUCUGAGCCGGGAGCAGGAGAACGUCCCUCCUGGAAGUUUUAAAUUACCCGAAUGAUUCAGCCAACAGCACCGUAAUGACAAUAUUUACAUCAGCCAGGGAACAUUUCCCAGCUAAAAACUGUUACGACCGGCCUCAGACUGGCUGGAAGGACCAGAAGUUUGAUCGUGAUUAAAGUUUUCUAAUCAUUUAUCAGUGAUUUUAGAUGGCGUCGGUUACAGAUCAGAUCUGGUGCCACAUAAACCAGCGGCAGACUCAAUAUUAUUCAGCAUCAGGGCCGUUUUCAAUAAUAGGCAGGUGGUUAUAAUGUUAUGGCUCAUUUGUGUGUUUCCUAACUCUGCUGUAGCCGUUUUUAUUUCCUGUGCUCUUACUGUGCAAUUGUUGGAGGCCGUAGAAUGUUUCAGUCAUGUGCCACGGGACGCAGUGUUGUGACAGUUCCUGCUGUUUGAGUGUUGGAGGCUUGAUGUAUCGCUGUCCGAUGGAAACACUGCGCAACAAAAAAAAA
Salarias fasciatus (jewelled blenny) is the source of this 3512-nucleotide messenger RNA. RefSeq names its product prickle homolog 3 (gene prickle3). Gene Ontology annotation, molecular function: zinc ion binding. The transcript has 11 exons. The record is from RefSeq and is a predicted model, not a curated record. Lineage: Eukaryota; Metazoa; Chordata; Actinopteri; Blenniiformes; Blenniidae. Bases 146 to 2527 code for a protein of 793 amino acids.